UUCACAUUUAUGAAAGUAUGUGGAUGUUAUCGUUUUAAGAUUAAGAUGGUGUCCGAAGGGUCUCAUAGACGCUACUUUGACCUUUUGAAAAAAUCCACUCCUGAUGGAAAGUUAUCACUGUUCUUAGAUCGCAGAACAUUUAUAGAUCAUUUCAGCCACGUCGAUCCUGUAGAUGGAGUUCUAUUAGUAUCACAAGAUAUAAAGAAUACUGAAUAUGUAUUUUUAAUCUUCACAUGUUCAUAUCGUUUUGGUCGUGAUGAUUUAGAUGUAUUAGGAUUAACAUUUCAAAAAGAAUUAUUAAUUUAUACAAAAUGUUUAUGGCCAAAUCAUUCAUUAAUUAUUGAUAAACAAUUACCUAUUUAUAAUAAUAUAAAUAAACAAAAUCAAAAUACAUGGAAAAAUAAAUUUAAAAGAAAAAUAAAAAAGAAAAUUGAAUCAAUUGAAGAGAUUUCAUCAAUUGUAUUAAGUGAUGAUUCUUAUGGAAUAUUUAGUCAAACUUUAACAAUGAAUGAUUUAUCACCAUUUCAAUUAAAAUUAAUUAAUAAAUGUAAUCAACAUACUAUACCAUUUCGUAUAUUUUUACCUCCAUCCAUAUCUCCUUCAUCAGUUGCUAUCCAAACAACCCAAGGAAGUAAUAAUAAACCUUAUGGUAUUAAUUAUGAAUUGACCGCAUUUAUUGGUAAACGAAUUGAUGACAAUCAACCAACAAGUUCAACAGUAACAAUUGUUUUAAGAAAAUUAACUGCUGGACCAAAAAUAACACAUCGUCCUUUAGAACCUAUUAUUGAAUCAAUUAAAAAAUCUAUUAAUUUACCAUGUCGUAAUGGUGAAUUAUUUAUUCAAGCAUCUAUUGAAAAACCAUUGUAUUAUCAUGAUGAAUCUGUAUGUGUAUCAAUAGUAUUGGAUAAUUUAUGUCAAUUACCUGUUAGGAAGUUACAAGUAGCAAUUGUACAAAUUGCUGAAAUUUAUGUCUUGACCAAAGGAAGGUAUCGAUCGACAAUAGAUAAGCAUUUCUGCAAAGUUAAUCUACCUCAAGCUGGAGAACAACAAUGGAAAUAUACAACAAUGUUAAAUACAAAUUUAACAGAUAAUCUAUUAAAACGUGGUGUUGCAUUAGAUGGUUAUAUAAGACAAGAGAAAAAUUGGUUAGCUUCAUCAACAGUAUUGAAUUUAUCUGAAAAUUUUAAAGAAUGUUUAAAAAUGAUGCAAAAUAUUAAUAAAAAUGUAAAUAACUCUACAGACCUGGUAAUAAAAGCUAAUAAAGAGCUACAUGGAAUUGUAAUUUCCUAUUGUGUUCGAGUUAGAUGCUGGAUUGGAAUCAGCCGAUGUUCAUUGUACAUUCCAUUCUUAUUGAUGCAACCGGAGAAAGAGUCUGAAGAAGAGAAUAAUCAUGUAAAUUGUACAAAUAAUCAUACUUUACAUGUGGAUAUCAUUGAGAUUCAUCCUUCAGAAUUGAAAGUGAAUAAUAAUGAAUUAAUGGAAUCAUCAAAUGACAAUAAAGAGUAUAAGUGUAUAAUGAAGAAUUGAAUAAUUCAAUAUAAAUGUCUUCAUAAAUAUUCAUUAAUGUAUUUGUCAACAGUUUGUCAAUUGAAUAGGUCUGUGUUUACUUUGUGUUUUAGUUGGGUUUUUUUUUGGUUAUUCAUUCUUUUUAAAGGAAUAAUACUGUUGUGUUUUUGUUUUCUGUUUCAUUAUUACUAUUAUUCUUAUUCUUAUUAUUAUAUUAAUGAUAUUUCAUAUUAACACAAUGUUUCUAGUCAAUUAAUGAAUUGGAUCACAACUACUGAUGUUAUAUAUAUCUAUAUCUAUAUAGACUGUGAUCACCUUCAGUUAUUAUUCGUAUUCAAUAAAUGUAUAAUAAAUGAAUUGUAUUACAUUUUAUACUUAUGACAUCUAUAGAAUAGAUUGAAUGUUUAUUUUCUUUUGUAUAAUGAAAUCUUGUGUAGUGGAUGGUUUGCAAAUAUUAACCUGAAAUCUCGUAUUAAUAACUGUCACUAGAAAACGAUUGUUUAUUUACUUACUUAUGUCUGUUACUUCUAAUGGAGCAUAGGCCACUCUGUCCUGAGACUCCUUUUCUAGUUCCAUCCAAUUCUUAUUCAUUUUUCUCAUGUCUAUCUCCAUUUCUUAGUGUUAUUUGUUCUUCGGUCUUCCUCUUUUCCUUUGGCCUUGAGGAUUCCAUGUGAGGGUUUAUCUUGCGACGCAGUUGAAUUCUUCCCUCAAUGUAUGUCCUAUCCACUUUCAGCAGUUCUUCCGGAUUUCUUCUUCCGCUUGAAUGAGGUUUGUUCUCUCCUAAAAUAGAUUGUUGCUAAUAGUGUUCAAUCAAUGGAUCCGAAGUAUUUUGCGUAGACAACUAAUAUUAAAUGGAUAAAUA
Messenger RNA from Schistosoma margrebowiei, 2368 nucleotides. The record is from the annotation of a GenBank genome assembly. Lineage: Eukaryota; Metazoa; Platyhelminthes; Trematoda; Strigeidida; Schistosomatidae.